Messenger RNA from Acaulospora morrowiae, 2076 nucleotides. Lineage: Eukaryota; Fungi; Glomeromycota; Glomeromycetes; Diversisporales; Acaulosporaceae. The record is from the annotation of a GenBank genome assembly.
AUGCCUCAAGAGUCAAACACUUCACAGUGUCAAAUCCUCGCAACCGUUUCCAGUUCAUCGGUUACGGCUACACCGGAUAGGAAGAAUAUCGCCGAGGCUUUUGACAAGACGCUUGAAAAGAUAACUAACAAAAUCAAUGAAGUGUCUCUUGAUACGACCCCUGCCGGAAAACAAUUGCCUCAAAAUAACAGUUUGAAGAUCAGCCCCACCGAUUCAGAAAGAUCGGAAUCGUCGGGUCACUCCGGCGAAUCGAGCGGUCAAACCAGUUCUACUUCUAUUUCCGAAGAUUUUUAUGAAAGCAAGGUAUCCGGAAGAUCAACCUUCGAUGAAAAGUCACUUUACAUUAGAGGUCAACUCGUAGUGGGUACAUGUAAUAAAUUGAAAGUGUUGGAAGAAAAGCCUGAAUCGGACCUUACAGCACCAAGUUCUCCAGUAAAUUCUGCUUUUGACAGAUUCGCGUCUGUUAGCUCGUCACAACGGCAAACAUUCUCAGCUCAACAAAAAAUAGCGUUGCCGGGUACAAUGAAACCAUCAUCUUCUCGAAUUAUUUCUACGCAAGAAAAAGUCAUUCAAGAGUGCAUCACCCCAAAAACUUCGUCGCGGAUUCGCUGCGUUGCAUGCAUCCAUGGAAAUAUCUUACUAAGUCCCUGUGGUCAUAGAAUGUGUGAACCGUGCGUCCACGAUUUGCGUACAAACACCGUCAAGAGCUCGUGCAAAACGUAUUCCGAAUGUAUAUUCUGCGAAACGCCGGUUGCGGAAUUCAAGAAGAUUGUUCAAAUGGGAAUUUAUCCUACGGUACCAAAACACAACGAAAGAACUCUAGCUUCAGAGCAUCCAGAAGAAACUGCUGCCCGUACACUUUCCUUGGCUUUUCCCGGUAUGACACAGACGACGACACGACCGGUUCAACCCAUGACUGCCAUCGCUAAUAGGCCUCAACAGGUUCAAUUCGGUGAACUCAGCAAAUUGGCAGUUGCACACAAUUGGCCUGUGAUCCCGUGGGAUGUUUCACUAAAAGAGAUCAAGGCAUUCUUUUCGGCUUUCAAGUUGCCAAAUGCAUCGUUAUAUGCGCAAUGUAUUCAUAUUAUCAUGGAUAGAACAACAGGGAAAACUCUCUCUGAAGCCUAUGUUGAAUUGGCGACGCUUGCGGACGCACAUCGCGCGGUCGAUACACGUAAUAUGAAGCCAUUGAAAGGACGGCUUGUAUCAUGUAUGCGAUCAUCUCAGGAAGAUUUGAUGAGAGCGAUAUUUCCGAAGUGGAAAGGUGAAUUUUCUGGAUGCGACGCCGUUGUUACUGCCGAUGUGUUACAGUCGUCUCCUACCGUUCCACACGUCCCUUAUAUCACCAGAGAGGAAAUGAACUCACUUCUGGUCGUUUGUCGCAAUUAUAAGCUACAUUUUUCUCGUAAAUGCGCGGAGCGUCCAUUCGAAAAUAUUAUCAGUGUUCUCGUAAAGUUUCCCUUCCAUCAAGGAGAUCUUUAUACUACUUUGCAACGCGAUCUUUUAUUCGAGAUGUUGAAGCUUGCCAUCGAGUCGCUUAAAAUUCACCUGAGCAAGGACUAUCAUCGCAUCGACGAGACGCUGUUGGAGCGAAUGAUGCGCGCCGGUAUUAUGACACCAGUAUUUACCGAACGGCAGAAACUAAUGAUACUUCAGGUGUCUGGCAUGGCGCUUCCCGAAGAUUUACAAGAUCGCUUAUCUCCCUUCAAGAAAGACGACGACGAAAUGGAUCAUGACCCAGAAAUAAAUAACCAGGUUAAUUCGACUCCUGAUGCCACACGGCCUAGUGGAUCUAGUGAUACAAGUCUUCUUCCUACGAAUCUCCUUAGUUCACCCCAUGCUGAAUUUGUGGAGUACAAAGGUCAUUUCAAUCCUUUCCGAGACGAUCAUGAAGCGAAGGCAAAUUUCCUUCAUAAUGAAUUAAAAUUGGCACAAUCUCAAGUCAGAGCUGCCACUGCCACUGUCACUUCACGCGUUCCUAUCACUCCUCCACGACCGCAACUUGGUACUUUCCAGGCGUUCGACGUGUGGAACCGUCUGAACGAGCGUCGAAAUGCGGAGUUUGGAAGGUUCUAA